AUGCCUAUAAGAGUAGUCAAGUUAUACAAAAAAACAGCAGGUCAUAACCACUUCAACCCAACCAAAGACAAUGAUUCAUUGCUACACACCCAACUCUGGAUAGAUCCUAAGGAGAAGUUUAUGCAGUAUGUUCAUACUGGGGACCCUGUAGAUUUGACUUUCAGUGUAAAAGAACUGAAGGCAUUUCUUUCAUUUUGCGAGGGCUGUGAAACUGAUAUCCAUUUACAUUUUGAGAAAACUGGCGAACCAAUUCUCAUGGCACCUAAAUUUGGUUUGGAAGAUGGGUCCAAUUCGAAUUUUGAUGCUACCCUUUUACUGGCAACCAUGUUAACAUCUCAGCUUCAUGAAGGUGCAGCAUCAGAACCUCCAGUGGUGCCUAACAAUACACAUGCUCGAACUGAAGAAAGAAAUGAAUCUCCAUUGCAGCAAGAGAACUGCAGAUUGAAUGCAUCAGAGCUUCCGUCUGACCACACCCGUAUUUGGUCAGACCUUUCAGCAGCUGCAGUUAAGAAUACUAGUGCCAUGGAAGAAAGGCAGGCCCAAGAAAGAACAACUUUGAAUGAUAACGAACAAAGAGAAAUUCAAAAGAUUAGUGCAGUGCAAAUUUCAAGAGGAAAAUUAGCCGCAGGAAAUAAUCCCAGGGAUUCCAAUUUCUGCCUACCAACUGAAAAUGAUCAUGUACAAGAGCCUCAAGAUAUGUUGCUAAAUCAUGGUCAAGCCAUAACACAACAUCAUCAUAGCCAGUCUAGAAGCUAA
Lathyrus oleraceus (garden pea) is the source of this 756-nucleotide messenger RNA. RefSeq lists its product as uncharacterized. Gene Ontology annotation, cellular component: checkpoint clamp complex. The record is from RefSeq and is a predicted model, not a curated record. Bases 1 to 756 code for a protein of 251 amino acids. The transcript is spliced from 2 exons. Gene Ontology annotation, biological process: DNA replication checkpoint signaling; mitotic intra-S DNA damage checkpoint signaling; cellular response to ionizing radiation. Lineage: Eukaryota; Viridiplantae; Streptophyta; Magnoliopsida; Fabales; Fabaceae.